GCAAAUCGUUGCGAUGUUAAGUUAAAAGUUGUCGAUUUUUCACGUCUAAUAUGUUUAGAAAGUUGAUAUUGUUGUUUGUGUUAUUGUUUAGUUUUGGGGGUUACGAUGCGGAAGUGCUAAAAAUAGGUGCGAUAUUUGAUAAACCGAACGCAUGCAAGGAGAAAGCAUUUUGGGCCGCAAUCGAAGACAUAAACAUGAAUAGAGACAUUGACGAUGAUGAGUACAUGGGAAUAACAAGAUACAUAGAGUUUGACAAUCCGUUUCAAGCCUUAAACGCAACAUGCGACUUAAUUCAGGAAGGGGUCGUCGGAAUUCUCGGCCCGUCAUCAGAAGACAAUUCCAACAUGCUCCAAUCCAUAUUGGACUUGAAAGAAAUACCUCACAUUGAUGUCAGGUGGGACGACCAACCCUUAAACGGGACAGUUGUUAACGUGUACCCAUAUCCGGAUGUUAUCACCAAAGUUUAUUUGGCACUACUGAACGAAUGGAAUUGGGAGAAGUUCGUGAUUUUGUACGAGAACAACGAGAGUUUGUUCCGGGUCGCCGAACUCCUGAAGCUGUUCCAGGACUCCGGAAGUAGGAUCGUUGUCAGGCAGUUGGACAAAGAACGAAAUGGAAACUACAGACCGGUACUGAAGGAGUUAUGGAGAGCCGGAGCUACUCAUUUCAUGCUGGACUGCUCCAACGAGAUUCUGGCCGACGUUCUAAGCCAGGCCCAGCAAAUCGGCCUGAUGACUAACAAGCACAACUACAUCAUCACCAACCUGGACCUCCAUACCUUCGAACUCACCUCGUUCUCCUACAGCGAAACCAACAUCACGGGUAUGAGGUUUAUAGACCCGGCAAGUAAGAACGUUUGGGACGUGGCAACUUCCAUAGUCUGUAUGGAUGGUAACAAAUGCAUACAAGACAUCCUGGUGGACUCAUUAAUUAAUGAUAGAAUGGUGGCCGCUUACAAAGUGGAAUUGGAAACUGCUCUCGUCUACGAUGCCAUCAAAAUGUUCGCCGAGGCGGUCAAAGUCGCGCCGAAAAUUAUCCCGCCUCUAAUGACCUGCUACGACACAGAAUCUUGGACGCAAGGACAGACUGUUGUCAAUUUAAUGAAGGGGUUGGAGUAUGAAGGUUUGACGGGUAAAAUCAAAUUCGAUAACAAAGGGUUCAGAACAGAUUUUGGUUUAGACAUCAUUGAACUAAAGGAAGAAACUAUUAUAAAAGUUGGGACAUGGAACAGCUCAGAAGGAUUAAACAUAACCAGACCGCACUUAAACGAAACCAUGGAUAUAGUUGAUAGUCUAGUAAAUGUUACCUUUAUUGUUGAAACUUGUUUAACUGAGCCUUAUGGAAUGUUAAAAUACUCCUCGGAACCCUUGUACGGAAACGACAGAUUUGAAGGGUUCGGAAUCGAUUUAAUCCAUGAAUUAUCCUUGAUGGAAGGCUUCAAUUAUACCUUCAUCAUUCGCGAGGAUAAAAGUAACGGAAAAUAUGAUCCCGACUUGAAGAAAUGGACUGGAAUGAUCGGUGACGUUAUUGAUGGCAAAGCCCAUCUAGCCAUUACUGACAUGACCAUCACCUCCAGUCGCUCCGAAGCUGUGGAUUUCACCACACCCUUCAUGAAUUUAGGUAUAAGUAUUUUAUUCAAGAAACCGACGAAAGCACCUCCAAGCUUCUUCUCUUUCGCCGAUCCUUUCGCCGUUGAAGUGUGGAAAUCUUUGACCGGCGCCUAUUUUGGAGUUUCCAUAGCACUAUUUAUAAUUGGUAGAAUAGUACCGGACGAAUGGACGAAUCCGUAUCCGUGUAUCGACGAACCUGAAUAUUUGAUUAACAGCUUGAGCUUAGGAAAUUGUUUUUGGUUCAUUACAGGCAGUAUUAUGCAACAAGGAUCAGAAAUUGCUCCCUUGGCCAUUUCUACGAGAAUUGUUGCUGGAAGCUGGUGGUUUUUCACGUUAAUCAUGGUCUCAUCUUACACCGCCAAUUUGGCCGCCUUCUUGACCACAGAAAGUCCGGACACGCUUUUCAAUAAUGUCAACGAGUUGGUCAAAGUUGCAGACGAGAAAAACAUUAAAUACGGCGCAAAACGUGACGGUGCCACUUACAAUUUCUUCAAAGAAAACACCAACAACGAACUUUUCAAGCAAAUUUACGCCUAUAUGGAUGAACACAAGGACGAAGUUAUGGUACCCGAAAACAGCGACGGAGUAUUGAAAGCGCUAGAAGAAAAUUAUGCAUUUUUCAUGGAAUCUGUCUCUAUCGAGUAUGAGACUCAAAGAAAAUGCGACUUGAAUCGCGUUGGUGACUUAUUGGAUGAAAAAGGCUACGGUAUCGCAAUGAAAAAGAAUUCUCCAUAUAGAAAUCCAUUGAGUAAAGCAAUAUUAAAGCUUCAAGAAACUGGAAAAUUAACGGAACUGAAAAGGAAAUGGUGGGAAGAAAGAAGAGGAGGAGGACAAUGUGAAGGUGAAGAUGACAACAACGAAGCCACUCCUCUGAAUUUAAAGAACGUGGAGGGUGUCUUCUGGGUGUCCAUUGGAGGAACAAUUUUGGCCUGUUUAAUUGUGAUAGUUGAAUUCCUUUUCUAUGUAGCCAAGGAAUGCGUCAAAACACAUACACCAUUUAAAACAGCUUUGGUUAAAGAGUUGAAGUUCUACUUCAGGUUUUCCGGCAUGGUGAAACCGGUCGUUUAUAAUCAUUCGGAAAAGGACAGCACCAGUGGAAAGUCCACAGAAGAAGGAGAAGAAGUAGCUUACAACAUGGUAAAAAAAGGAGAAAGCUGUGAAACUUUAAGGAGCAAAUCGAAUAAAUCCAGCGAGAAGAAGGAGUAUAAGAAGCAGGAAAGCAACAAAACAUUUUAAAAUUAAUAAAAAAUUAGUUUGUUUCCAAAAGUGUUUUAGUAAACAAUAUAUUUGCUUACAUUGAA
Molecule: messenger RNA, 2911 nt
Organism: Aethina tumida (small hive beetle)
Lineage: Eukaryota; Metazoa; Arthropoda; Insecta; Coleoptera; Nitidulidae
Product: glutamate receptor ionotropic, kainate 2
Exons: 10
Coding region: 51-2846 (931 amino acids)
Biological process (GO): monoatomic ion transport; modulation of chemical synaptic transmission; synaptic transmission, glutamatergic
Cellular component (GO): postsynaptic membrane; plasma membrane
Molecular function (GO): transmitter-gated monoatomic ion channel activity involved in regulation of postsynaptic membrane potential; glutamate-gated receptor activity
Source: RefSeq, a predicted model, not a curated record